AUGUCUCGUAGCAAGUUUGCCCUUGUCACUGGAUGUGGCCGAGGAGGAAUAGGUGAGGCGCUUGUUCAGGAAUAUUGUUGUCACGGCAUCCAUGCCAUCGCUACAGUGCUUCCCCAGGAGGCGAGCGACCACUUGUCAGAGGCAGGAAUUACCUUCUUCCCUCUUGACGUUACCGUCGAGAAGUCAGUCUUGGACUUGAAAGCUAGCGUGUUGAAACUUACUGGCGGUCAUCUUGACAUUCUCAUAAAUUGCGCUGGCAUAACCUAUACCAUGACAGCCAUUGACACAGACGUGGUUGCGGUGCAGCGCAUGUUCGAUGUUAACGUAUUCGGGCCUAUGCGCAUGGUGCACCAUUUCCAUGAUAUGAUCAUUAACACCACUGGAACGAUCGUGAACAUCGGUUCCAUUGGCGGAAUUAUACCUUAUUUAUAUGGAGCAUCAUAUAAUGCUACCAAGGCAGCACUCCAACAUUGGUCUAACACUCUCCGUGUUGAAAUGGCGCCAUUUAAAAUCAUUUCUGGAGAAGUCAGUACCAACAUCUUGAAGAAUGAUUCCCAUAGGCGACUACCAGAAGGAUCCUACUAUUCUCCGCUCGCAGAGAAUUUCCAACGGCACGUCACGCGGACUCCACAAGGUGCUACUGAUCGUUUUAAAUACGCAGCGAAUGUUGUCGCCCAGACUCUGAAACGAUCCCCGCCAGCAUGGUUCUGGUAUGGUAGCUUUACGGGCAUGAUUCGUUUCCUUGAUACGUUUGGAUGGCGCACGGUCUGGGACUCCAUGUUGUGGCGGAUGUUCGACUUGGGAGAGUUGAAGCAAGCUCACAAACUUCUCGUUGAUGAAGCCGUUCUACAGAGUGAGGAAGGAUCAUAA
Molecule: messenger RNA, 870 nt
Organism: Daldinia decipiens
Lineage: Eukaryota; Fungi; Ascomycota; Sordariomycetes; Xylariales; Hypoxylaceae
Exons: 8
Coding region: 1-870 (289 amino acids)
Biological process (GO): phosphatidic acid biosynthetic process; triglyceride catabolic process
Cellular component (GO): endoplasmic reticulum; lipid droplet
Molecular function (GO): triacylglycerol lipase activity; acylglycerone-phosphate reductase (NADP+) activity
Source: RefSeq, a predicted model, not a curated record